Molecule: messenger RNA, 2070 nt
Organism: Neomonachus schauinslandi (Hawaiian monk seal)
Lineage: Eukaryota; Metazoa; Chordata; Mammalia; Carnivora; Phocidae
Product: complement receptor type 1
Exons: 13
Coding region: 1-2070 (689 amino acids)
Biological process (GO): negative regulation of complement activation, classical pathway
Source: RefSeq, a predicted model, not a curated record
AUGGGAGCGUCUUCUCGGAGGAGCCCGCAACCUCUUGGGCCGCCGGCGCCCCUCCUUUCCCGCUCCGGAGGAACCCUUCUGGCGGUUCUGGUGCUGCUCGCGCUGCGGGAAGCCUGGGGUCAGUGCAAAGCCCCGGAACAGCUUCCAUUUGCCAAGCUUACUCGUCUGAGUGACGAGUAUGAGUUUCCCAUUGGGACAUCUUUGAAGUAUGAGUGCCGCCCUGGUUACCACAGGAGAGUAUUCUCUAUCACCUGCCUACCCAACUCAGUCUGGUCAAGCGCUGACAACAUCUGUCAACGUAAAUCAUGUGGAACUCCUACAGAACCCUUAAAUGGCAAAAUGACCGUAAACAGAGACACCCGGUUUGGAUCAACCGUUGAUUAUGCCUGUAAUGAAGGAUACCGACUUAUUGGUAAGACCUCGAUUGCAUGCAUCAUCUCAGACAAUACUGUCGUCUGGGAUAAUGAUCCACCUAUUUGUGAGACUAUUCCUUGUGGGCCACCCCCAGCCAUCGCCAAUGGAAAUUUCUUUAGCACCAACACAGAGUCUUUUCCAUAUGGAACCGUGGUGAACUAUCGCUGCCAUCUUGGACAGAGAGGGAAAAAGCUGUUUGAGCUUGUGGGCAACUCAUCAAUACAUUGCACCAGCAAAGACAAUCGCGUUGGCGUAUGGAGCAGCGACCCCCCUCAGUGCAUCAUACCUAAUAAAUGCACACCUCCAGACAUUGAAAAUGCAAUAAGGGUAUCUGAGAGCAAAACCUUAUUUUCCUUACAUGAAUUUGUGAGGUUUAUCUGUAAGCCCGGCUUUGUCAUUAAAGGACCCUCCAGUGUGCAAUGCCAAGCCCAAAACAAAUGGGGGCCAGAGUUGCCAAGCUGCUCUAGGGUGUGUCAGUCGCCUCCAGAAAUUCUGCAUGGUAAGCGCGCCGCCGGCAAAGAGACAAAUUUCUUCCCCGGGCACGAAGUGUUCUACAGCUGCCAGCCCGGCUAUGAUCUCCGAGGGGCUGCUUCUCUGCGCUGCACGCCCCAGGGAGACUGGAGCCCAGCAGCCCCAAGAUGUGCAGUGAAAUCAUGUGUGGACUUCCUGGACCAACUCCCUAAUGGCCGUGUGCUCUUUCCACUGAAUUUCCAGCUUGGGGCAAAAGUGUCCUUCGUUUGUGAUGAGGGGUUCCAUUUAAAGGGCAGUUCUGCUAGUUACUGCGUCUUGGUUGGAACAGAAAGCCUUUGGAAUCACAGUAUUCCUGUGUGUGAACAAAUCUUUUGUCCACAUCCUCCCUCUAUCCUUAAUGGGCACCACACCGGAACUUCUCAGGGAAACAUUCCCCAUGGAAAGGAAAUUACUUACACGUGUGACCACCACCCAGCCAGAGGGAUGACCUUCAACCUCAUCGGGGAGAGCACCAUCCACUGUACAAGUGACGGUCAAGGGAGGGGCAUUUGGAGCGGCCCUGCCCCUCGCUGUGAACCUGCUGGUUACUGCAAAGCCCCAGAAGAGUUUCCGUUUGCCAAACCUACAACCCUGACUGAUGAGUCUGAGUUUCCGAUUGGGACAUCUUUGAAUUAUGAAUGUUCCCCUGGGUAUUUUGAGGAUAUGUUUUCUAUCACCUGCUUAGAAAACUUGGUCUGGUCGAGUGCCGAAGGUAUCUGUAGACGAAAAUCAUGUGAAGCUCCACCAGAACCCUUCAAUGGCAUGGUGCAUAUAAACACAGAUACCCAGUUUGGAUCAACAGUUCAUUAUUCUUGUAAUGAAGGGUAUCGACUCAUUGGCUCUCCUUCCGCAGUUUGUCUCCUCUUGGGCAGUACGGUCACUUGGGAUAAGGAAGCACCUAUGUGUGAGGUAAUUCUAUUUCCCAGAAUUUAUCCCAAGGAAAUAAUCAUGGAAUUUUCCCAUGAUUUUGGUCCACAGGCACUCAAUGCAACAAUAUUUAGGACAGCAGAAAAUGUUAAAAAUCUAAAUGCUCAGCACGAUUGGAAAACAGCUAAUGGAAGAAGUUUGAUAAGUUUUGAAGAAAGGCAAAAAGUAUGCCAUAAGAAAUUAGAGAUUGAGAUGCCUCACCCGAGUGGAAACAGAUAG